AUGGCUUCCACACAGUACCAGCAUUACAUUCCGCAGUUCAUGCUGCGAAGAUUUGCGGUAGUUGAACAAACAAGCCCAUCUAAAGUUUCGAAGCGCAACCGAAAGAGUGAAAAGCAACGUCGCAAUUACCAUGCCACUGUCAAAGUGCUACAUCUGAGAAGAAGUCCACCCGAGAUCACAGAUGAAUUUGUCAGACGGACUUUUGGCCAACAGGGCAUGUACAACGAUGGCCUUAAGGACCGUGUAGAAGCAAAAUUGGGGGAGAUCGAGAGGGAAGUGGCCCGAAUCAUAGCUCGAGUGGUAGAUGCACAGGAAGCAGGCAAGGAGAGUAUACCACUCCUACGCUACGAAAAAGACUUGUUGCGCAAGUUCCAGUUCGUUAUGAAGUACCGUUCUCCAAUCUUCUUUCAUCGCUUCAAUCAUCAAACCGCUGAAGAUUACAAUUCAGACGAUAAGGAAGAGUUUCUGGAAUAUAUGCUGGCCAAUGAUUUCCAAAGUCCUCUUGAAGUGUGGCUCGACAAUUUGACAAAGAUGAUCGAUAUCCCUAUGGAUCCAGACUGUCAUUGGAUACAGGAACUUCGGGGGACGAUCUACCCUCCUGAUGCGGAUUGGUUCAUUUCCAACUUUCAAUCUAUGUAUAUGGCUUUUGUUACGCCCUCGGACCCCCAAGAAGAAUUCAUUCUAACACAGAAUGCGUUCAGCAUUCAUGAAGGGCCUGUUAGUUACUCUGUGGACAGAUUUACAGGCGAGAAGAAAGAAAAAGCCUAUACAGAAUUUCACCUGCUUACAAUCAUCACACCUCGGCUCGCUAUCGUUUUCCGUAGUAACUACAUGCCAGAGCCGCUCGAAGAUCUUAUUCCAGAGGUCCGUGAGUGGAAAACAACCGUGUUGGCUGCAAUCGCGUCGAUACACACGGAUCCAGAGCACACAACAUCCUUACUCGAGGAUCUCCCCAUCGCAAAACCUCGAAAUUCUUAUACUACUGUUAGAAAUGGGCUGCUCGAGCUGGCUGAAGGUGCCGAUGGAGAGCCGAAAAGGAAUGACAAAUUCGACUUUAUUUUCUUUCGCCUUAAGAGUAAUCAUGCUCAGAAAAUUAACAUGGUGAUGCUAGACCAAGCAUGCCAUGUUGACGAGUUGGUUUUUAAAUCUAAGGCAGCACUUCGACUGGCGCUGGAAUUCUAUCUGGAAUAUCCGUGUCUGACACGAGGACUUUAUUCGAUGAAAACGGUCAGCGACGAACCUGACGACCCGAGGUUGCGAUUCUUAAAACAUAUGGAGCAUGUAGCUCGUACUAGGUUGGGAUCUAGUACGACUGCCAAGUACCAUGUGGAU
This is a messenger RNA of Bipolaris victoriae FI3, 1332 nucleotides long. RefSeq lists its product as hypothetical. The annotation marks the transcript as partial. The transcript has a single exon. Lineage: Eukaryota; Fungi; Ascomycota; Dothideomycetes; Pleosporales; Pleosporaceae. The record is from RefSeq and is a predicted model, not a curated record.